Molecule: messenger RNA, 1651 nt
Organism: Coregonus clupeaformis (lake whitefish)
Lineage: Eukaryota; Metazoa; Chordata; Actinopteri; Salmoniformes; Salmonidae
Gene: fbxo16
Product: F-box protein 16
Exons: 9
Coding region: 255-1400 (381 amino acids)
Molecular function (GO): protein binding
Source: RefSeq, a predicted model, not a curated record
GAAGGAGAGGGGGAGGUGCACCCCACGGUACACCCAUUACUAUGGAAACUGGUAAACUGUACGAACGCUUCAAGAACACAGUGACAUGUUCUGGUAAUCCUAUGGACAAGAUAUGAAUACAUAACACCGAGGAUUCGUGAUUGGGAUAAUAACUAUGCUUGCCUCAUGCAUCGGCUGGAGGAAAUUGAUGGUGAUACAGUCUUCUUCUGCCUCCACGCAGAUCUGACUUGUUGCCGACUUGUAGCUGCUGAAAGAUGUCCUUUGCACCGAGGACCUCACUAACCUCUGCCAAGAUGCAGACCAAGAUGAGUGCCUGGACACCUCUUAACCACCAGAUGUCUAAUAACAAUGUGUUUGAAGAGCGAAGAAACCUGCUGGGAAAAUGGUUUGACAAGUGGAGCGACGGCCAGAGGAAGGCGGUUCUACAGGACUUCUUCUUGCGGUGUUCAGUGGGCCAGCUGCGGUUCCUCCGUCAGAACCUGACCAAGAGGGUUCCGGAGGAGAACCUAGACUUCACUUCUGUCCUACCCAGAGUUCUCUCUCUCUAUGUCUUCUCUUUCCUCGACCCUAGGAGCCUUUGCAGGUGUGCACAGGUGAGUUGGCACUGGAAGGGCAUAGUUGAGUUGGACCAGCAAUGGAUGCCCAAGUGUCUUAGACUGGGCUGGUGCAUCAACUUUGCCCCCACACCGUUUGAACAGGGGGUCUGGAAGAGACAUUACAUAGAGACAGUACUGGAGCUCCACAUCGGCAAGCCUAAGACUCCAUCACAGCAGAAUUUCAUUGUCCCUGAGGUGAUGUCCAUAAACAGUGUGACGUUUGACCAAUCAGCGAGCUUCCAGCGAGAGAGGAGCGUUGGCGGCACCACGAGGGGGUCAGGAGGGUCCCAGCUGAAGGGGCUACCCCCGUGGAGGGGUGCAGACAGACACCCCACUGACACUGUGCGUUUCAAUUAUCUGGAGAAUCUGGACCCCAUAGAGCACGCCCGCCAAGUAAAAGUGAAGAGUACAGGGGUUUUCAACACAGACAAUGCAAAGAAGAAAGAGCUGUCUACAGCCAAUUAUAAACUGCGAAAGGCAAAGUCAUUGAUGUUCCUGUCCUUGGACCUGACUCCAGGUUCGGGUUCUGGAGCAGGGCAGCAGAAGCAGAACCGGUUCCGCCCCCAGUGGGCCACACAGAGCCUGGAGUACCCUGUCACCAAGGCAACAGCCAAGAGCCUGUCGCGGUCGAGCCAAUGGAACGCUGGGAUACGACCUGGUCCGGUGAGGUCAGCGGUGCCUAGGCUCAGUCAGGAAGGACUGAGGGCAUCAAUGAGGACACACAGGAGUACACCUACAACACCACUGUUUGAGGGACAGCCUUGGAGGAUACAAGCUUCCAGUGGUGGAUCAGACGAGGAGUGAAUCAUAUCGCCACCUUGUGGAGCACUUUAGUACUGCAGCACAUCCAGGAUACAGCAGCGAUUCUCAACUGGGGUGUCGUGAUCAACAUUCCCUCAAAUGUUUUGGGGCACUGAGCAAUCUUGAACAUUGUGGGAAUUUUGUGCAACUUCUGGCGCGCGUUUAUAGUGAACACUGUGGCUGUACCCUUACAGUUUUAGACAAUAGGCUUUUGUGGCUAUUUGAGCAUAAUGGAGCAAAUCGGAUAACAUUUU